AUAUCCAUCGGAGCACCAUUCAUACUCUAGAACUUUCACUUCUAGUAGGACUGCGGCUUCAGAGAAAAUCCCAUUGCUGCCUGCGCGCGCUCUUAACAUGAACUCAAAUGGAUUAAAACGUAUGUGACAUAAACCUGUUUCUGUAAGUAACCUAUAGGUAAGCUUUACAUUUUCAAUUUUAGGAGAAUAUGCGAAAGCUGUAAAUUGGUUUAAGAUUUUGAAUCCAUCCUGCGUAAUGCUUACCUGGACAUUAUGAAGAGACAUCAAAGCAUUUUGCAUGCUUGGGAAAAGAUACAGUAUUGCUGAAACUUUCUGUUCGCCUCCAUUCAACCACUCGAUAUUGCUUGUGGAUAUCGACACAACUGAAUCUUGAGUGACCAGCCUACACGUAGCAGCAAUUUCAUUUUUGACACAAAUAUGGACCGUUUAUGGAUUGCAGUUUUAGUGGUUCUAACCGUUGCACUAGUACGAAUGUGUGACUGCCAGAAGGACUCAACAGGUGGUAGACAGGAGAUGUGGGAGCAGCUCCGGGAGCUAGCGAGGAGCCAAGGUCACUCCGCAGUGGGAGCUAAGGACGCUGUCCCCGACAUACCAUCCAGAGAAAGCUUGCUCAACUUCUCUCAUAAUGUCUCGCACUCCGGUCGCCGGGCUCCGGUGAGCUCAUCAUCUCAACGAGAUAACAGGUACGCGACGGCAAUUAAACCAGUUCCAGCUCCCAGUACGGAAGCUUCCCUCCGGGCGGAUGAUGCCACGGUCCCACGAGAUGCUGCGCGUAGGGCCGCGACACAGCUCGGCACCCAUCACUCAUCACAGCAAAGACCGCGAAUCAGUUCCAGACAGAGCAACAAACCCAGCUCAACGCAUACCAGGCGCCUUGCAGGGCCUAAUGUAUGUGGAGGUCACCAGUGCUGCUCUGGAUGGGCUGUGGCUUCUGGCACCAACCGCUGCAUAAAGCCCGACUGCCAGCCCCCCUGCCAUAACCGCGGCUCCUGCAGUAGGCCCCACACAUGUGUGUGCCGCUCGGGGUUCCAGGGGGCCCGCUGCGAGGAGGCAGCACCAGAGCAGGUGUACAUCCACACCGGAGGGUCCCUGAGGCGCAUCCAGCCAGGCACUAACCCCUUCCAGAGAGAGCAGCCCAGGAGGAGACCUACAGAGAGGCAGGCCAUAGACAACCCCAGCCCCAGGGCCCAGACAAUCAGACCUGAUACCACCAGACAGCCUCUUCAACCUGUGACCCAGGUGAGGCGAGGACCAGCCGACUCAUCGUCUCCUCAGCAGACUGGGACGUCUCGCACCGUCAAGCGAUACCCAUCUUCCACUGGCCCCAUCACAUCCAACGCUCUGCCUAAUGGGAACGGACAUGACAUUGGGAACGCCAAGGGACACUCAAGUAACGGCCACAGACCCACCACCAAUGGCCACGCCAACAAUGCAGUGGCGCCAGCAGGGGCCAACCUCACUUCCAGCCUUGACCGCAUCAAGAUUGUCUUCACCCCCAUGGUGUGCCGGAGGGUGUGCAGUGGCGGCCGCUGCUACAACAGCUGUGAGAAGGGUGACACCACCACCGUCUACAGUGAGAACCAGCAGCAGCAUCAGCCGGCAAAGACCCAGGGCUUCAGACUCUUCUUCUGUCAGAUCCCCUGUCUGAACGGCGGGCGCUGCAUUGGCAGAGACCAGUGCUGGUGCCCAACAAACUCCACGGGGAAGUUCUGCCACCUCCCAGCCCCCCCCCCUGCCCGACCCACCCUCAGCAGGAAGGACGGCAGCCUGGCCGGACACAACUCGUCCUCCCACUCCAUGUACACCCUGCCGCUGUCCAAUCAACAAGCCUCUCUACACCCAUCCAUGGUGAAUGUCCACAUCCAGCACCCCCAUGAGGCUGAGGUGCAGAUCCACCAAGUUGCCCGAGUCAAGCCUGGCCAGAGACCCCCCGCGGCUGAGGGGGCUCACUCUGUACAGCAGCGCUCCCAACCUGGCAAUGGCAUCGGCAAUGGGCAUGGGCACACCAGACCACACAACCGGCAGAACGGAUACGUGGGGAGGUGCUUCCAAGAGACCGUUGAUGGACAGUGUGGGAAGCCUCUUCCGGGCCUGACCAAACAGGAUGACUGCUGUGGAAGUGUGGGUGCCUCAUGGGGCCUGAACAAGUGCACAGAGUGUCCAACCAAACCAGCGUAUGCAGUGAUUGCGAACGGACAAGUGGAAUGCCCUAAGGGUUACAAAAGGAUGAACUUGACUCAUUGUCAAGACAUCAACGAGUGUCUGAUGAAUGGGAUCUGUAAGAACGCUGAGUGUCUGAAUACCAGAGGAAGCUACAGAUGCACCUGUAAACCAGGCUACAUGCUGGACCCUGCCAGGAGCCACUGUGUCUCGGACAAGGCUGUGUCGGACCAGAGGGGGAUGUGUUACCGCUCAGCGUCAGCGGGGAUCUGCUCUCUGCCUCUCACUCAGCACAUCACCAAACAGAUCUGCUGCUGCAGCCGUGUGGGCAAGGCCUGGGGCACGGCCUGCGAGAGGUGCCCUCUGCCAGACACAGACCAUUUCAAGGAGAUCUGUCCCGCUGGCCACGGCUACACAUACUCGCGCUCCGACGUGCAGAUCUCCCUGAGACAGCUGGAGGAAGAGGAGCUGAGGAGGACUGGCGUUUCCUGGGAGGCCCAAAACCCUAGCCACCACCAACUGCCCCAGCAGCCAGCUCAGCCCCCGCAGCAGCUGCCCCACGUCCCACAGAUCCCACAGUACCCCUACCACCGCCAAUCACAUCAACCACAGCAUACACAACACCCCCACCAACCACAACACCCACAACACCCACAGGAGAUACCCCACCACCCCCAGACCCCACAGUACCCUCAUCAAUCCCACAAACCUCACCAUCCACAGCACCCCCAAGAGCUCCCCCAGAUCCCCCAGUACCCUCACACCCCCCAACAACCACAACACCCUCUCCAUCCAGACCCAGACACCCAGCAUCCAGCUGGGGAGACCCCCAGCCAGCCUCAAGAUGUGGAAAUAUUGAACCCGCGUCCUGCUGCGACUGACUCCCCACUGAAGUACCCAGAUGUGGUAGAGAAAGUGACUCCUGACUCUCCCAUCAACCUGGGGCCUGAAUCUGAGGGCAAGGACACAGCCUCCAUCAAUGUGGCCACUCAGGUCACAGAUAUUGACAAGUGCUCCAUCACUCCAACCAUAUGUGGCCAUGGGCUGUGCGUGCCAGUGCAGACAGGCUACACCUGCUACUGUGACCCCGGCUACAAGCUGAGCGCGCUCCAGACCAACUGCAUCGAUGUGAAUGAGUGUGAGGGGGACCCUUGUGGAGGGAAGGGCCGUUGUGUGAACACCUUUGGCUCCUACACCUGCCAAUGCUACAGCGGCUACAGCCAGGUCAUCACCCAGAACAGGAAGUUCUGCCAGGAUAUAAAUGAGUGUGACAUGGCCAACAAGUGCCAGGAUGGUGACUGUGUCAACACGGAGGGAUCUUACACCUGUGAAUGCAAGAGUGGCUACGCCAAGUCCUGGAAAGGGCCGUGUGAAGACGUAGAUGAGUGCCAGGGCCCCAGUCCGUGCCCCAGUGGAAGGUGUGUCAACACCCUAGGCUCCUUCCAGUGCCAGGUCUGUGGCCCCGGGUUCAGGGCUGCCAGCGGGAGAUGUCUGGAUGUCAACGAGUGUUUGGACCAAUCGGCGUGCGCCCACGGUAGGUGUGUCAACUCCGAGGGCUCCUACAGCUGCAGCUGUUACCAAGGAUACCAGGCAUCUCUGGACAACAGCAGUUGCCAAGAUGUGGAUGAGUGUCUGCUCCCUGGAGCCUGCCUCCAUGGCAGGUGUGUCAAUCUGGAUGGCUCCCACAGGUGCAGCUGUAACCCUGGUUACCAAAGUGCUCCUGACGGCAGGGCCUGUGAAGAUGUUGACGAAUGUGCUACACCUGUGUGCCCCGCGGGAAUUUGCACCAAUUCCGAAGGUUCCUACUCAUGCAAGAACUGCCGACCUGGAUUCCAGCGAUCAGCGGGUGGACAGAGAUGUGAAGAUGUGGAUGAGUGCUCCAAGGCAGACGUGUGUCUGGGAGGGGUGUGUGCCAACACAGAGGGCUCCUUCACCUGCACCCGCUGUAAAGACGGAUACAGGGUGUCCCAGGACAGGCAGAGGUGUGAGGAUAUUGAUGAGUGCCAGUCUGGGUCUGUGUGUGCUAAUGGGAUCUGUCUGAACUCUGAGGGCUCCUUCUCCUGCAUCACCUGUCCCUCAGGCUACAGCGUCUCCCUAGACGGAGAGCUGUGUGAAGAUAUUGAUGAGUGUGAGCUGCCCACUACGUGCCCCAAGGGAACAUGCACCAACACUGAGGGUUCCUUCACCUGCACCACCUGUGGGUCAGGCUAUAGAGUGACUGAGGAUGGGCUGGAGUGUGAUGAUGUGGACGAGUGCUUGGUGGCUAACGUGUGCCCAGGCCAGCUGUGUCGGAACAGUCCUGGAUCCUUCUCCUGCAGCAGCUGUGGGACUGGCUUUACCCUGUCUGAGGACGGCUCCCACUGCCAGGACAUAAAUGAGUGCCUGUCCCCAGGGGUCUGUCCCAUGGGCGUUUGCAGCAACACAGAGGGCUCCUACUCCUGUAUGACCUGUGACCUUGGCUUCACGCUUGCGCCCAAUGGGCUUACCUGUGAAGACAUCAACGAGUGUGAGGACCGCGGUCUGUGUCUGGCAGGACAGUGUACCAACAACCCUGGUUCAUACAGCUGCUCCUGUCCAUCGGGCCUGGAGAUGGUGGACGGGACAUCUUGCAGAGAUGUGGAUGAGUGUCAGUCUGGGGGGAUCUGUGGAGAUGGGGACUGUCUAAACACAGAGGGUUCCUACCUCUGCAUCUGCCCUGAUGGAUACACCACAGGCACCACAGAUGGAAUUGGCUGCCAAGAUGUUGAUGAGUGCAGCAAGGAUGGCGUGUGCUCCCAUGGCCAGUGUCUAAACACGGGUGGCUCCUACAUCUGCCUUUGUGAGACUGGCUUCAAGUACUCUGUAGACACAGCCGACUGUGAGGAUCAGAAUGAGUGUAAGGAGUUUGGUAGCUCAGUGUGUGGCACCUGGCGCUGUGAGAACACCAUUGGCUCAUACCGAUGCUUCAUGGGCUGCCAGCCUGGCCUGUAUGGACAGGACAACCCAGACUGUGAUAUUGAUGAGUGUGUGAAUGAGACCAUCUGUGGGGACCAUGGCUUCUGUGAGAACACAGAUGGCUCCUACCGUUGUCAGUGUGACCAGGGCUACAGCAACCCCCCUGGUGAUACCGGGGCCCAUAGCUGUGUGGACGUGAACGAGUGUGAGAUGAGCACGGCGCUGUGUGGAGAGGCCCUGUGUGAGAAUGUGGAUGGCAGCUUCCUGUGCAUCUGCCCCAGCGACAAUGAGGAAUUUGAUCCCAUCACCAGCCAGUGCCGCCCGCAGGGUGAAGAUGCUCCUCCUAAGCCAGCCUCACCCACUGAGGAACAGAGGAAGGAGUGUUACUACAACCUGAACGAUGCUAACUUCUGUGACAACGUGCUGUCUCGCAACACCACCAAGCAGGAGUGCUGCUGCACGGUGGGGGCCGGCUGGGGGGACGACUGUGAGAUCCACCCCUGCCCAGUCCCAGGGAGAGAGGAGUAUGACCAGUUGUGUCCACAUGGAAGUGGUCUUCUGCCCCAAGCUGUUUUCUCCCACAGCUUGGAACAGCAGAGUUUCAAAGAUGUGGACGAGUGUAAGAUGUUUGGGCCAGAUAUCUGUAAGAAUGGCCGUUGCUCUAACAACUUCUCCUCGUACUCCUGCUUCUGCCGUACAGGCUUCUACUACGACAACAUCCGGCUGGAGUGUGUGGAUUAUGACGAGUGCCUGACAGAGAAGGAGUGUGUGGAUGGGGUGUGUGUGAACACUGCCGGCUCUUUCGACUGUUUCUGCAGUCCCCCUCUGGUCCUGGACACCACCCGCCGUCGCUGCGUCAGCGUCAACACCACCGAGGAGACUCAUGAGCCUGAGGAGGACAUCCACCUGGACAUCUGCUGGCAGGGCCUGGUAGAUGAGCGUAUGUGUGCCCAGCCCCUCAUCGGCAGGAGGACCACCUACACGGAGUGCUGCUGUCUCUAUGGAGUGGCCUGGAGCGAACAGUGUGCCUUUUGCCCCAUGAGGGACUCUGAUGACUACGCAGCAGUGUGUAACCUGCCAAGGAGAGGGGGGUCUGACAGUCUACGAGAGAGACCCGGCUAUGAGUACGGUCCUGGGGUUGAGGGUCCUGAUGGGCCCUAUGUCCCCCCCUACUGGGACAACUAUGGAGGAGGGCCCAUUACUGGGCCUGGGGGUACCUACUACAACCCAGAGGACACCCAGGGCAUCCCCCUGUUCACAGACAACACCAACGACUAUGGCUCCCGAGAGGUAGACAUAGAGCCGCCACUACGUGUCCCUGUCCACCGGCCAAGAGAGUUCCAGCCUCGCCCUGUAGACUCAUAUAAUGACCACUUUGAUGGCUUCGAGGGCCUGCGAGCAGAGGAGUGUGGCAUCCUGAAUGGCUGUGAGAAUGGCCGGUGUGUCCGCGUGAGGGAAGGUUACACCUGUGACUGCUUUGAUGGAUACGAGCUUGACCUCACCAAAAUGGCCUGCAUCGACAUAAACGAGUGUGAGGAUAUCAGUGACAACGUGGCGCUGUGUAAGAACGGUGCCUGUACCAACACCGAGGGGUCGUACAAGUGCACCUGCCUGCCUGGCUUCCAGGCCUCUGCCAAGCCCCAUGAAUGCAUCCCAGAGGUCCCAGUGGCUGGCUUUAGAGAGAGAGUGGCAGGGAAAUGAGGGUGUGCAUGUUGGAGCUUUUUCUCUCCUCCCUCCACCACCCCACACCCUUACCCUCUCCUCCCUCCACCACCCCACACCCUUACCCUCUCCUCCCUCCACCACCCCACACCCCCCCGCCCUCUCACAGGGCCUGGCACUAAACCUCCAUCAAAAAACACUGAAACGUCCACGCUUGUCCCCUAAACACACACACACCAACACACAUACACACAUACUCUUAUUGACUCUUUCAUAUUUUCUCUCUCUCUACCACACAAAUACUCAUUCACAUUUCCACAGGGGACCAGGAGCUAUCCAGUGAAUGUAUUCCAUGGGAUAUCCUAUUUCUUAACAUUUAUAUUUUGCCUAAAGGGAUUUCUGAGGAGUGACCUUUUAUUCAGUGAUCCCAGGCAGUUUGGUAUGCAUACAUACAUUUUUUCUGCAUUGUUUUUCUCCAUGUGUCUUUUUGGUUGAUUAUUUAUUUCAUGUACAUGACAAGGCUCUGUAAAGUAAGAGGGCAUAGGAUGUAUAUUGUCUUAUUUGUCAGACCAAUAUACUUUACUAACGAUGAGGGGAAACAGUGUGAAUAGUUUUUUAAGUUUGGUAACUAAGCCUGGAGGAAGCUUAUUGUCGUAAGCAUGCCACAUGUUAUAUUCAUAUUAUAACAUAAUAAUCACAUUGCUAUACAGGGAAAGUUACUUUCAAACCACUUUUUACUAGUAUUUGGGAUGCUUCUGUUGUCAGCAAGGCCUUUAAAAGGACCAACCACCACUUCCACUGGUCUUCUGUGUUUCUUAUAACAGUGCAAUCCUACAGUCCUCAUCCUCAAGACAAAGAGGCUCCUCUGUUGGCAAGGUUGUCUCAAGAGCAAUAACUACGAUCAAACAAGGUCCAGACCAGAUUCAUAUGCUAUCACAAUGUUGCUUUGACCUGCUGCCAGUACAAAGAGAGCGAGAGAGAGAGAGAUAAUUGAAUAUGGGCUUGGAAAGGCUAUAAAUGUACAGUACCAGUCAAAAGUUUGGACACCUACUCAUUCCAGGGUUUUCCUUUAUUUUUACUAUUUUCUACAUUGUAGAAUAAUAGCGAAGACAUCAAACCUAUGAAAUAACACAUAUGGAAUCAUGUAGUAACCAAAAAAAGUGUUAAUAAAAUCUAAAUAUAUUUUAAAUUUGAGAUUCUUCAAAGGUGCCACCCUUUGCCUUGAUGACAGCUUUGCACACUCUUGGCAUUCUCUCAACCUGCUUCAUGAGGUAGUCACCUGGAAUGCAUUUCAAUUAACAGGUAUGCCUUGUUAAAAGUUCAAUUGUGCAAUUUAUUCCCUUCUUAAUGCGUUUUGAGCCAGUCAGUUGUGUUGUUACAAGGUAGGAGUGGACACAUCUCAACAUCAACUGUUCAGACUCUCUGAGGUCAUUAAAGAUCCCAUGGCACUUAUCGUAAGAGUAGGGGUGUUAACCCUGGUGUCCUGGCUAAAUUCCCAAUCUGGCCCUCAAACCAUCAUGGCCACCUAAUCAUCCCCAGCUUACAGUUGGCUCAUUCAUCCCCCUCUUCUCCCCUGUAACUAUUCCCCAGGUCGUUGCUGUAAAUGAGAAUGUGUUCUCAGUCAACUUACCUGGUAAAAUAACAGUAAAAUAAAUCAAAAAGAGGACACUGUGUGAAUCAGGCCUUCAUGGUAAAUGGUGUACUAAAGGACACCAAUAACAAGAAGAGACUUGCUUGGGCCAAGAAACACAAGCAAUGGACAUUAGACCAGUGGAAAUCUGUCCUUUGGCCCAAUAAGUCCAAAGUUGAGAUUUUUGGUUCCAACCGCCGAGUCUUUGUGAGGUGCUGAGUAGGUGAACGGAUGAUCUCCACAUGUGUCAAAAAAAUACAGUAGAAAUACAUUACUGUACUUGUAGAUUUCUUAAUUCCAUUAUUUUACUUUUAGAUUUGUGUGUAUUGUUGUGAAUUGUUACAUAUUACUGCACUGUUGGAGCUCGGGAACACAAGCAUUUCACUACACCCGCAACAACAUCUGCUAAAUAUGUGUAUGCGACCAAUAAAAUUUGAUUUGAUUUGAUUUGAUUUAGUUCCCACUGUGAAGCAUGAAGGAGGUGUGAUGGUGUUGGGGUGCUUUGCUGGUGAAACUGUCGGUGAUUUAUUUAGAAUUCAAAGCACACUUAACCAGCAUGGCCACCACAGCAUUCUGCAGCAAUACGCCAUCCCAUCUGGUUUGCACUUAGUGGGACUAUCAUUUGUUUUUCAACAGGACAAUGACCCAACACACCUCCAGGAUAUGUAAGGGCAAUUUGACCAAGAAGGAGAGUGAUGGAUUGCUGCAUCAGAUGACCUGGCCUCCACAAUCACCCGACCUCAACCCAAUUGAGACGGUUUGGGAUGAGUUGGACUGCAGAGUGAAGGAAAAGCAGCCAACAAGUGUUCAGCAUAUAUGGGAACUCCUUCAAGAUGGUUGGAAAAGCAUUCCAGGUUUAAGAUGGUUGAGAGAAUGCCAAGAGUGUGCAAACCUGUCAUCAAGGCAAAGGGUGGCCACUUUGAAGAAGUAUAUUUAGAUUUGUUUAACACUGUUUUGGUUACUGCAUAAUGCCAUGUGUGUUAUUUCAUAGUUUUGAUGUCUUCACUAUUAUUCUACAAUGUAGAAAAUAGUACAAAUAAAGAAAAACCUUUAAAUGAGUAGGUGUGUCCAAACGUUUGACUGGUCCUGUAUAUGAUUAAAUAUGUAAUAUGUUUGUAUAGGUUCCACUAGCCUUCUCCCACUAGUCAAGAGAGUAGUUAAGCAAACAUAUUGUCCCAUAGCAAUUUGUUUAUGUUUACAUUCAAUCACAUUCACAUUCACAAUUGACUUCAGAUCCCAUGUAAGAACAUUCCCAUUAAUGCAUCUCUGAUUGUGAGUAAAGGCUUUGUUGACGAGGUUUAGGAUAUUUUGUACAGAUCUAGUACUAUGUAUUAAUGUUUUUGUUACAUUCUAAUAAUGCAUAUAGUGCAGCCAAUAUUUUUGUUUGACAAAAAAAAAUCAAAAAAAUCCAGCAUUACAGUUUAGCCAUUUAGAUUUAUAUAUUUCUGUAAAAAAAAACUUUCAAAAAAACAUAUCUUUAUGUAUGAGAAAAGUGGUUUACACUGUACCAGAGAAAGUGUAUGUAUCCUGCCCUGUGGAGCAGACAUUGAAAUGUAAUGUUGGGGAAUGGCAGUACUUUUUUAAACACAAUGUGGUGCCAUUGAUCCUACAAGUACAAUACAAAGAAGAAUGCCUUCUGAAAUGCAAGCAUUGUUCUUUGUGCCAUUAAAACACAACUUGUUUGCCUUUCAAAUAAUGUUACUGGGAGCAGUAUGUCAUUCUGGUGACCUUUUUUUAAAAUCAAUAUAGUGAACACUAUUCGUCAUUUAACAUUGUUGUCCUUUCACAUUCAACUCUAGAAACAUAUGAUUGCUGAUUAGUCAUGUUUUCAAAUUUCCAUUAAGAGAAAUGCGUAUCUUGCCAGCACCUAUCUUACACAUAUUUGGAGGAUGCCUUCUUUCAAUGACUGAUGCCCUUGACCUGCAUUCAAAGAGAUGUUCACUGUACUCUUUAUCAGUCUAUAUAUACUGUAUGAUUCAUCCCUCCACAAGUCUUACAUUGAGGUCAAACAAAUUGUGAACAUGUAUUUUAUAUUAUUUAAAGCUUUGUAAACCACAAGUUGUGGUGUAGGAUGUGAUGUAUGCUGUGGUCAAUGAAAAUAUCAUGUUCAUUCCUUUUGUUUACCUCUUGACUGUAGUCACUAUCUGUCAUCAAAAUAAACUUUGAAAAUAUCUAUAUUUA
Messenger RNA from Oncorhynchus kisutch (coho salmon), 10567 nucleotides. RefSeq names its product latent-transforming growth factor beta-binding protein 2. The record is from RefSeq and is a predicted model, not a curated record. The transcript has 41 exons. The coding region runs from base 418 to 6795 and encodes 2125 amino acids. Gene Ontology annotation, molecular function: calcium ion binding. Lineage: Eukaryota; Metazoa; Chordata; Actinopteri; Salmoniformes; Salmonidae.